CUUGUAGCCUCUAGAGGGAAACAACGACCCAGAGAUGGCAUCGCGUGUCCCCGCGCUCAGCGUCCCGCAGCAGCUUCGACUUGUACUCCGUCGGACUUGGGAGUCGGUGUCCGAGUACCACGCCGCCAGCCUCGCUCUGGCCGGGCCGGGAUGGAGAAAAACGAGCCCCCCCGCCCGCGGAACGGCUUGGUUGGCAUGCUCUACGGGGAGUUCACGGACACGCUCGACGACAAGGUCCGGUACUCGGUGAGCCUGACGGAGGACGCCCUGACCGUCCAGAAGAUCUCGUCGUCCCCCGGCAGGGCGAAGGUGGUCUUUAACCUGGCGGACUGCGUCGGUUGCCGGGCGCAGCGAGCGCCGGACAGCGCGGACGCGGGCGCCUACUUCCGCGCCUAUUUCUACCCGUUCAAGCGGCGCUGGAUGAGCGCCGGCGUGGCCCGGCAGCGGGUGGAGCAGUGCUUCAGGGUGGCGCUGGUCCAGGACGCCGCGGCCAACCUGCGGGAGGCGGAGAGGUGGGCGCGCGCCAUCAGGGACGCCGCCGGGCUCCAGGCGCCUCGGAGAGAUGGUGUCACGCUUUGGGAGGUGCGACGGCCUUGCAGAGUCAUGAUCCUGGUGAACCCUCACAGUGGGCGUGGCCAGGCUCUGCAGCUCUUCACUGGGCACGUGCAGGGCAUGCUCAAUGAAGCCAAUGUCCCCUACUCGCUUGUUAUCACAGAGCACCAGAACCACGCACGAGAGCUGGUGAAGAAGGCCGACCUGUCACAGUGGGACGCCCUGGUUAUAAUGUCGGGAGACGGGCUGCUCUUUGAGGUGGUUAACGGUCUGAUGGAGCGCGAUGACUGGCAAGAGGCCAUCCAGACCCCUCUGGGGAUUCUGCCGGGUGGCUCCGGCAACGCCCUGGCUGCCUCUGUCCAUCACUACUCUCAGUCACCUCCUGCGUGGAACGAGGAGCUGCUCCUGAGUUGCGGCUUCCUGCUGUGCAAAGGUCAGGUGGGCUCCUUGGACUUGGUGUCAGUCCAGCUGGCCUCCAAGCAACGCCUCUUCUCCUUCCUGUCGCUGGCCUGGGGCUUUGUGGCCGACGUGGACAUCGAGAGUGAGAAGUACCGGCACGUGGGCGCCGUCCGCUUUCUGAUGGGCACCCUGGUGCGCCUGGCCACACUGCGCGUCUACCGGGGCAGGUUGGCGUACUUGCCCGUGGCGGAGAAACCAGACCUUCCCUCCAGACCUAAGCCUUUCUUGCCGUGCUCCUCCAUCUCCUGCCGGCCGGACCCCGACUACUCCCCCAACAGAGCCAACCAAAACUGCGUCAGCAAGUCCUCCGCCAAGAGACCUGAAAGCGACGGCAAAUCCAGAGCACCGGCAGAUUCUUUACUCCCAGGACUGGACCAGCCUCUCCCAGACAGCUGGACCGUGGUCGAGGAGGAGGACUUUGUCUUGGUGCUGGCCAUAUACCAGUCUCACCUGGCCGAGGACCUUUGGGCGGUCCCCGACGCCCUGGCGGACGACGGAGUCAUCCACCUGUUCUACGUGACCGCCGGGAUCUCCCGGCCGGCCCUCCUGCGCCUCUUCCUGGCCAUGGAGAAGGGCGCCCACCUGGCCUGCGGCUGCCCCCACCUGGUCUACCAGAAGGUGCGGGCACUGCGGCUGGAGCCCGUCUCCCGGGAAGGCGUGAUCGCGGUGGACGGCGAGACGGUGCAGUACGGGCCGGUCCAGGCUCAGAUCCACCCCGGUCUGGCAAGACUCAUCUCUGGAUGAUGGAUUAUGUUAAUCAGCUUUCAGGUUUGGUCUUUUUUACUCACUCUGGAUACUUUGUGGUUUUUAGACGUGCCAAAGACUUUCCAUCAGCCUCGCACAAAUCCUCUAUUUUUCUACACAAAGCAACUUCUCCUACUUUUUUAAGCCCCGCCCAUCCGGCAUCCCCUUUCUGAACCAGGGUCUAAGCCGUGGAUUGUGGACAUGAUUCUGGCUGGUACCAGGUCAGACACUCCGGAGAUCUUGGUCAUUGCUACUGGAUCCUCAUGUAAAUGUACUACGUUAAAAAUAUGUCCAUAUACCGUGAAAAACUGAAGGCUCAGUUUGCCAGAAUUUUACCGUAAAUUUACUGUGUUUUUUUUUUUAAACAGAAUUACUGUAAAAUUUAAAAUAGUACCAUUUGUAUUUUCACAGUAAAAUCCUGACGUUUUCUUUUUUUUUUUUUAACCGUAAAAUGAACAGAUGUUUUUAUUGUAAAAUUUUGACGAAUAAGCUGCUAUUUUUUAAAUUCUAAAAUCUACAGUACAGUGCGUUACUUUAAAUGGAAAAACAGUACUGCUCUUAUUUUACAGUAAAAUUUUGGCGACUUGGCCAACAGUUUAUUAGCGUAAAAUUUACUUCUUCUUUUUUACAGUGCAUUACUGUAAAUGGAGAAACUGUAUGAUGUUAUUUUUACGGUAAUAUUUUGUCGACUAAGCUGCUAUUUUUUUACUGUAACAUUUACAAUAUGGUGCAUUAAUGUGAAUGUCAGGUCAUGCUAAACAAUUGCACACACACACAACACACACACACACACACACACACACACACACACACACAUUCUUGUAUUUCUUACCUGCUUGAGACCUCCAAAAAAAGUCCCACUUUCACAAGAAAAGCUUAAAAUGUGGGCAGUAUUACAAUAAAAGUCGUCAUUUUUCUCAACGCAAGUCAAAAUUUAACAAGAAAAACUGAACAUUUUUGCAAUAUUAUGAUACAUUUUGGAAAUGUACUCAAUUAAAGUCGCAGUUUUACAAGAAAAGCUGACACUUGUGGCACUUUUAUGAAAAGGGUUACAAAUUGACUCGACAAAAGUCACAAUUUUAUAAGAAAUGUUUAAGAUAUGGGCAUUAUUAUCAUAAUAAUCUGAAUUUUUACUUGGCAAAAUUAUGACAAAAGCCAUGAUUUUAUUUAAAAAAAAAUGUCACUUUUACAAGAUCAACAAAAAAAAUUGCAAUAUUGUGAUAAAAGUCUGAAUUUUAUAUGACAAAUGUCACCAUUUUGCAUUAAAAAGUAAUAAUUUUACAUAAAAAGAAGUAGACUGCUUUUAGUAAUUUUUUUUAGUUUUGUUUUUGUAAUUGGUGUUUAAUCUUCAUUAUUUACUUCAAGUUAUAACAGUAUGUCUCUAUAUACAUAUUUAUUUUAUUUUAUUUUGUAAUUUUGGCCAAAGGGGGCGCAUUUGAAUUUCUCACACGCACUUGUUUUUUCAUAUGUUGACCAGAGGGGGAGCACUUUUAAAAGCGACACAGUCAAUUUGAAAAAUCUCUCCUUUUUGGGACCACCCUCAUUUUGAUAGAUUUCACCACCAGGGGUGCAAAUGAGACAUUCUCUAUUAGAUGCAAUGCUUUUCUGUAUUGGGACCAUGAUUUAUGUCAUCACUUGUUCACACCUCCUCAUAUGGAAGCUACUUUUCCUUCUUGAUGUCUCAAGAAGGGCAGGAAGACAGGAACACACACACACACACACACACACACACACACACACACACACACACACACACACACACACACACACACACAAUACACACACACACACACAAACAUAAAAUAACAAACAUAAUUGUGCCAAAACUGAAAUGCUAACCAUUAUUAUUCACGUUGCACAUAUUAUGUUUUUCACUUCAAACAAUAUUUCAUGAUCACAAAGUUCCUUUACAGUAAGUAGACCUGACCCCAUAUAUCUUUUAUAUAAUUGGACUUUUAUUUUUCAAAUAAGUUUCUUCUUUUUUUGUUGUUGAUUUUUUCACCUUUUCAGGAAUGGAGAGUGAAAAAUUCAAUUUUUUUAUGGAGAAACCUUCAGUUGUUGGUAUUACUGUAAAUGGAAAAACAGCACUAAAAUUCUGGCAACAGAGCUGAUAAUUGUUGUUUUUUUAACCAUAAAAUCACUCGUGUUUUUUUACAGUUAUCAUUGUAAAAAAAACAAAAAAAACAGUAGCUUAGUUAAAUUUAAUGUCAAAUGUGCAGUUGUUGUUUUUACAGUGCAUUACUGUAAAUAUGAAAACAGCACUAUUUUUAUUUUUACAGUAAAAUUUUGGCGACUGAACUGUCAGGUUUUUUCCCCCUCCCAUAAAACCGACAGGUGAUUUUUUUGUUUUUU
This is a messenger RNA of Nerophis ophidion (straightnose pipefish), 4107 nucleotides long. RefSeq names its product sphingosine kinase 1. Gene Ontology annotation, biological process: negative regulation of apoptotic process; sphingosine biosynthetic process; cellular response to growth factor stimulus. The transcript has 5 exons. The record is from RefSeq and is a predicted model, not a curated record. NCBI's taxonomy places the organism in Eukaryota, Metazoa, Chordata, Actinopteri, Syngnathiformes, Syngnathidae. The coding region runs from base 151 to 1755 and encodes 534 amino acids. Gene Ontology annotation, cellular component: membrane; intracellular membrane-bounded organelle; cytoplasm.